This is a messenger RNA of Trypanosoma conorhini, 801 nucleotides long. RefSeq names its product superoxide dismutase. Gene Ontology annotation, biological process: superoxide metabolic process. Gene Ontology annotation, molecular function: metal ion binding; superoxide dismutase activity. The transcript has a single exon. Lineage: Eukaryota; Euglenozoa; Kinetoplastea; Trypanosomatida; Trypanosomatidae. The coding region runs from base 1 to 801 and encodes 266 amino acids. The record is from RefSeq and is a predicted model, not a curated record.
AUGCGCCGGACGGUACGUCUUGGCUACCACGCCUACGUUCCAAAGGGCGCGCUUCUCAAAAGCGAGGGGCUCGCCGCGUCGCCUCACUUAGCAACCGCCGUGUUCCGUGAGACGGAGGCCGCGGCCGCACGUGCGGACAAGGCAAAAGAAGAUGCAGGCUUUUUUAGCCAACCCCGGCUGAACUAUCCAAUCGCCUCCGGCAUUCCGGCGUUUAUCUCCAAACGGCAGUUUGACGUGCAGUACAAUAUCUUCCACCGCGAUGCAGUGCAGACGCUCAACCAACAUACACUAGGCACUCCACUGGAGGGUCACAACCUUGAGACCGUUAUUCGUAGGACGUCUUUUGAUGCCACGCAGGCCGUGGCGCACACCGCGGCGGCGGAGCACUUUAACUAUUGUUUUUUCUACAAGUCCCUGCGGCCAUGGGGGACGGCGGUGCCAAAACAACUUUGCGAGGCCUUUCAGUUGCAAUAUGGCCGCAACGGCUCGGUAGAUGUGGUGGAGGAAGUAAAGCGGGUGCUAACCGUCACUGUUCUCUCGCACCAGGAGCGUUGUGGUUGGGUUUAUCUUGUUUGGACUGGAAAACAGUUUGAUGUCGUGGAGUUUCCGCACGGUGCUUGCCCCAUCGCCAGUGAUCUCAUCCCACUCCUGGCGAUAAACGUACAUGAGAGUGCCUAUUGCUUCGACUAUGGCCCCUCGGGGCUGGAGCAGUACACAGAGAAUUACUUUAAGGCGUGUAAUUGGACUCUCGCUGAACGCUAUUACCUUCAGGCGGCUAGACAGUUGAGUUACGGCACAUGA